Messenger RNA from Fonsecaea multimorphosa CBS 102226, 2391 nucleotides. RefSeq lists its product as uncharacterized. The coding region runs from base 1 to 2391 and encodes 796 amino acids. NCBI's taxonomy places the organism in Eukaryota, Fungi, Ascomycota, Eurotiomycetes, Chaetothyriales, Herpotrichiellaceae. The record is from RefSeq and is a predicted model, not a curated record. The transcript is spliced from 3 exons.
AUGCUCCAUAGCCACAGAGGCCGUAAAGGGUCUGGAACUCAGCUUCAGCUCACCUUUAAGCACCACACCAAAGCCAGAAAUCUUCGCGACUCGUCUCAAAAGACGGGUUGCUACCUAUGCCAAGUCAUCCAGGAGAGGCUAGUGAGUCUCAAAGUAAACAUAAACGAUGAUGAUAACAAGACAAGAGAAUUUCUCACAGCCUCACUCAAACCCUCGCGUCGGCAACAGGGGUCUAGGUUGUAUCGUCUUGACUUCAGAGUGACAAAACAGAACUUACUGGUCGCUAGCUUCAUCUUGAAGCAAAAAGAUGACAACAACCCGGCCGAUAUUCCCGCUCUGCCGGUCAGCGACUGGACAUCUGAUCCGAAAGUGAUCCAGAUUGCCAAGGACUGGAUUACUGAGUGCGCAAACGGUCAGGAUCAUGGCCACGAUAAAUGUAAAUCACCAGACACACCAUGGCAUCCUAAUCGCCUGCUAGACUUGCAGCCAAUGCUCGAGUCCGGGAGAGCAACUGAAAAGGUGCAGUUGGUCUCACAAAAGAGGGGAGAAAGAAGGUCGGGCCAACGACCGGUCAAAGGUCCGUAUCUCACGCUAAGCCAUCGAUGGGGAAAGGCUCCCUUCUUCAAGCUCACUCGAGAGACUCGCAACGAGUUACUCGACGGCAUAGAUUUGAGUUCCCUUCCACGAACCUUUCAAGAUACAGUGAAAGUUGCUUGCGAACUUAAAAUAAGUUGGCUUUGGAUCGAUGCUCUGUGCAUCGUGCAGGGCGAGGAAGACCUGAAGGACUGGCUAGAGGAAUCGGCGACCAUGGAAAAAGUUUACGCGCAUUCUUACUGUAAUAUCUCAGCCACUGCUGCUUGGGACAGCUCAUGCGGGCUCUUUGCUAGAAGAGACAAGAGCUGGAAAUGGGUCGACAGUGUGACCCUCAACACUAAGGACCUUCGGGAUGGUCCGCAGGGGAGGAUAGACUGUAUAAUACUGGACCUGUCCUUCUGGGAAAAGUACGUCGACAACGCCCCUGUCAACAGACGCUCGUGGGUGUACCAAGAACGUCUCCUGGCGCCCCGGGUUCUUCAUUGGUGCGAAAAUCAAAUCGCGUUCGAGUGUCGGGAGGUGAGUCGAGCUGAAUGUCGGCCAGAGGGGCUGCCUCAUUUCCGAAUCAAGUCGGGUGUGCUCAUUGACGGGGUCCGCCUCAAGAGCGUCGACUUGGACGCAGGAAAGCGACUGCGAGUCAUCCGGGAGGCAUCCAUCAGCGGCAAAUCGACAGAUUCAACAAAACUCCUAAACAUGGUCAACGAGGCCGACCCGCACCUUCAUUUCUACGAACUAUGGAAGCACUGGGUAGAGGUGUACACCAAAAUGGAGCUCACCAACCCGCGAGACAGACUCAUAGCCCUGUCCGGGAUUGCCAGAAUGAUGGCUUCUAAGAUGGAAGAGAAAGGCUUUCAGGACAUAUACAUCGCAGGCAUGUGGCAGAAGCACCUUGCCAGCCAGCUGCUUUGGUUCGUCAAUGAAGGAACUGGCAAGAACAGGCAGCCAUAUGAGAAUACGCGACCAAAGGAAUAUCGCGCCCCGUCGUUCUCUUGGGCAUCGGUGGAAACACCCAGGGGGAUUACUUUUCCUGGGACCGAGGAUAAAGAGCUUCUGGUGCAGGUUGAAGUUGUGCGCCUCUCUUAUCGGAGCGAAGACGACAUGUUUGGCCUGCUCACUGAUGGCUAUUUGGUCUUGAAUGGGGUGCUCAGGAAGAUCGAAUUGACCGAUUCCAUGUCGCUGCCGAAACGCCCUCCGCCUUCGAAGGUGGAAACCUUCGCGCGUGCAAUCAGUUGGGACCGUCUUCUCAUCGCAUCUCUUGUUGCGUGCUUCAUUCCCUUUAUUUUUCUGCUUCAGCUCUGUGGACUCCAAUGCCUGGCAGAACACAGGACGCUUCUCAUCGCCUGGACGGGCUUUUCAGUAAGUCUCAGUAUCUUCUGCCUUGCUUUCACGAUUUUCUGCCGGCAGCUGGUUGGUGAUCCGCAAGAGUUGGCCAGCGAGGACCGGAAUCGUUACAGCUGGCGUUUGGUUCAAGACGGGCAUCCUGUUGGCAAUAACUAUCAGAUCGUCUACCUGGAUAGCCCUGCUAGUGAGCCGUCUAUUUUUGGGCCAGAUGCCCGGGUGUACUGUUUGCCUGUUUUGAAAGAAGAUAGGUAUCUGACCUGUCUGCUUGUGCGGGCGACUGAUGGAGAAUAUGGUAUGCGAUACGAGAGAGUUGGGUUGACCAAGGUAUCAUCGUUGACACCAGACCUUCUGCACAACCUCACGACUGCUCCAGGACAUAACAAAUCUACAUCAGGGAGAUAUUACUGGAGCCCGGAAAGUCGCAUGAAGGGUGAAAGUACGAUUUGCAUUGUGUAG